CCGCCCAGUCAACCCCACCUUCACCAACCAACCUCCCAUCAACCAAACCCAGCAACAACAACAAAGAAACAAAAAAAAAAACCCAGACAAUGACAACAACAGCACCCCCCACACUCGCGAUACCAGGCCAGCUCCUCGGCCCGGCGUCGCGCUACCAGCCCGGGCCGGGCACGCACCUGCACGACGCCAACCUGUACGCCUCGCUGCUGGGGCACGUGCACGUCGCCCAACCGCAGCAGUCCCAACAACAACAGCAGCAGCAGCAGCGGCGCGCCCCAGGCCCCGCCAAGCGCCUGACCAAGAUCACGCCGGCGCCGGCUCCGACGCCGCCGGCCGAGCUGCCGACUAUCUCGGUGUCCGUGGCCGCGGCGGGGGGCGGGGCGGGGGCGGGGGCGGUGGUAGUAGGAGAUGGGGGGCCGGUAGCGGGGGAGCGCAAGCAGAAGAAGAAGCGGGAGGUGCUGCCCGAGGUGGGCAACGUGGUGCUGUGCCGGGUGGUGCGCAUCACGCCGCGGCAGGCGGUGGUGGCGAUCCUGGUGUGCGGCGACUCGGUGCUGGAGGCCGAGUGGCAGGGCCUCAUCCGCGUGCAGGACGUGCGGGCGACGGAGAAGGAUCGUGUCCGGAUUUAUGAGAGCUUUCGGCCGGGGGAUGUGGUCAGGGCGGAGGUGAUCUCGCUGGGUGAUCAGGCGAAUUAUUACCUGUCGACGACGAGGAAUGAGUUGGGGGUGGUGUUGGCGGUGAGCGAGGCCGGGAAUACGAUGCAGCCGGUCAGUUGGAAGGAGUUUCGGGAUCCGGAGACGGGGGCCAUGGAGUUGAGGAAGGUCGCGCAGCCACAGCCGCAGUGAGUUGGAGCCACUCUGGACUGGAUUGGAGCAGAUAUGCUUCACUCACGCCGGCUACGAUGAUACCCCGACAGGCUGCCGUGACAUAUGGAGGGCAGGCGUGUGCCCACGUCGCCAGAAACACCCCAACAGCUGACGGCCCAUUUCGCAGCUGAGCACGGCCGCAUUUUGUCAGACAUCAAAGAUACCGAGUGGGAGUAUUUUGAUCUCUCCGGCUUUACUCACGGGAG
This is a messenger RNA of Chaetomium fimeti, 1069 nucleotides long. RefSeq lists its product as uncharacterized. Gene Ontology annotation, cellular component: cytoplasm; nuclear exosome (RNase complex). The record is from RefSeq and is a predicted model, not a curated record. Gene Ontology annotation, molecular function: RNA binding. Gene Ontology annotation, biological process: RNA processing. Bases 90 to 842 code for a protein of 250 amino acids. NCBI's taxonomy places the organism in Eukaryota, Fungi, Ascomycota, Sordariomycetes, Sordariales, Chaetomiaceae. The transcript has 2 exons.